Messenger RNA from Penicillium cosmopolitanum, 357 nucleotides. Its product is annotated as putative prefoldin subunit 2. The transcript has 4 exons. Gene Ontology annotation, molecular function: protein folding chaperone. NCBI's taxonomy places the organism in Eukaryota, Fungi, Ascomycota, Eurotiomycetes, Eurotiales, Aspergillaceae. Gene Ontology annotation, cellular component: cytoplasm; prefoldin complex. Gene Ontology annotation, biological process: protein folding. The coding region runs from base 1 to 357 and encodes 118 amino acids. The record is from RefSeq and is a predicted model, not a curated record.
AUGUCGAGCCAACAACAAAUUGAUCCGAAGAAGCAGCAGGAGCUGCAGCUUCAGUACACCAACUUCAAGAAUACCCUCCAGCAACUAGCACAGAAGAUUGGCGAUAUCGAGCAAGAGGCCGAGGAGCACAAGCUUGUCAUUGAAACACUCGACCCUCUUCCUCAAGAUCGGAAAUGCUUUCGCAUGGUGAACGGAGUUCUUGUUGAGCGCACUGUCCAGGAUGUCCUCCCGACAUUGAAGACCAACUCGGACGGACUGAAGCAGGUGCUGGAGGAUAUGUUGAAGCAGUACAAGACAAAGCAGUCGGAUCUGGAUAACUGGAAGAAGAAGAACAACAUCCAGGUCGUACAGCCAUGA